This is a messenger RNA of Scomber scombrus (Atlantic mackerel), 2604 nucleotides long. Its product is annotated as WD repeat-containing protein 47-like. Lineage: Eukaryota; Metazoa; Chordata; Actinopteri; Scombriformes; Scombridae. The record is from RefSeq and is a predicted model, not a curated record. Gene Ontology annotation, molecular function: protein binding. The transcript is spliced from 14 exons. Bases 1 to 2604 code for a protein of 867 amino acids.
AUGACAGCAGAGGAGACAAUCAACAUCAAGGAGGUAGAGGUGAUCAAGCUGAUCCUGGAUUUCCUCAACUCCAAGAAGCUGCACAUCAGCAUGCUGGCCUUAGAGAAGGAGAGUGGCGUCAUUAAUGGACUAUACUCUGAUGACAUGCUCUUCCUCAGGCAACUCAUUCUGGACGGCCAGUGGGAGGAGGUGAUGCAGUUUAUUCAGCCUUUAGAAGGAAUGGACAAGUUUGACAAGAAAAGGUUCCGCUACAUCAUUCUGAGGCAGAAGUUUCUGGAAGCUCUAUGUGUAAAUAACGCCAUGUCUGCUGCUGAAGACCCUCAGAAUCUGGAACUCACCAUGAGAGAGGCAGUCAAGUGCCUCCACAGUCUGGAGGAGUUGUGUCCAUCCAAAGACGACUACAGCAAGCUGUGUCUCCUCCUCACGCUGCCACGCCUCACCCACCACGCUGAGUUCAAAGAUUGGAACCCGAGCACGGCACGCGUCCACUGCUUCGACGAGGCCUGCACUAUGGUAGCUGAGUUCAUUCCAGCGGAUAGGAAGCUGAGCGAGGCAGGCUUCAGGGCGAGCGGGAACCGUCUCUUCCAGCUGCUGAUCAAAGGGAUCCUUUAUGAGUGCUGUGUUGAGUUCUGUCAGAGUAAAGCAACUGGUGAGGAGAUCACAGAGGGCGAGGUGUUGCUCGGCGUGGAUGUGCUCUGUGGGAAUGGCUGUGAUGAACUGGAUUUGUCACUGCUCUCAUGGCUGCAAAACCUCUCCCCUGGUGCAUUCUCAUGCGCCUUCCAGCAGAAAACCCUCAACAUCCACGUGGACCGGCUGGUGAAGCCCAGCAAGGCCGGCCUUGCCGACCUCCUCACGCCCUUAAUCAACCGCCUGUCCCCCUGCCCUACCUCACCCUUCCACCAGAGGCCUCAUUCAGCCGACACCUACAUGUCCAGGUCCCUGAACCCAGCUCUGGAUGGCCUGUCCCAUGGCCUGGCAGCCCAUGAUAAGAGAGGGAUGGAGGCCAACGUAAAAUCUACCCUCAGUCGGAGCCUAGUGGAAAAUAAUGUGCAUCAGCAGGAUGAUUCACCUGAGAGGUACCAGUCAAACCUGAAGCAUCCACAGGGGCUGGAUGGCCCCAACACCACACGCACCCCUCUGACUCCUGGAAGAGAUGGUGGAACAGCCUGCAGCACAGAAACAAAUGAGCACAUACAGGAGUAUUACAGGCAGCGCCUCCGCGUGCAGCAGCACCUGGAGCAGAAGCAGCAGCAGCGGCAGCUUUACCAGCAGAUGCUGCUGGAGGGAGGAGUGAAGCCUCAGGACGGAGCCCAACACGGCCUCACUGAGACCUUCCUCAGCAGAUCCAUUCAGAAGUUGGAGGAGAUGAAUGUGGGCAUCGACCACCGAGGAGAUGAGGUGAUGACACAGCUGGGCCAGCAGUGCAACGGAGUAAGGAAUAACAGCAGCACUUCUAGUCCCAGGACUUCCAACACCCGCGAAACACCAGAAACUGGACUUCAGAAGGAAAAGCUAGGUAGUGUAAGCAGCAGCACCCCAUUAAGGACCGGGAACCAAGGCUUGCCUUCCCUCGGCGAGUCCCCGGUUUCUGCCAGUCAGAGUGUUGUACAGCAAGGGAAGUCCAAGACACAGUUUGUCAAAGUGAGCACACUUGAGGACACACAGGCAGUGCGUGCAGUGGCCUUCCAUCCCUCUGGAUCACUCUAUGCUGUCGGCUCCAACUCCAAAACCCUGAGAGUGUGUGCCAACCCCGAUACACUGACUGCCAGUGGUACAGGUGCAGUCAAGCAGCCGGUGGUGCGCUUCAGGAGGAACAAACACCACAAGGGCUCAAUCUACUGCGUAGCGUGGAGCCACUGUGGACAGCUGUUGGCCACCGGCUCCAAUGAUAAAUACGUUAAGGUCCUGCCUUUCAAUGCAGACAGCUGCAAUGCCACAGGCCCAGAUCUGGAGUUCAGCAUGCAUGAUGGUACCAUCAGGGACCUGGCCUUCAUGGAGGGCCCUGAGAGUGGAGGAUCCAUAUUGAUCAGUGCCGGGGCCGGAGACUGCAACAUCUACACCACUGACUGUCAGAGAGGACAAGGACUUCACGCCCUGAGUGGACACACCGGUCACAUUCUGACUCUGUAUACAUGGGGAGGCUGGAUGAUCGCCUCUGGCUCCCAGGACAAGACUGUCCGUUUCUGGGACCUGCGUGUGCCCAGCUGUGUGCGUGUGGUGGGAACAACCCUGCAUGGCUCAGGAAGUGCAGUGGCAUCAGUGGCAGUGGAUCCCAGCGGCCGCCUGCUGGCCACGGGUCAGGAGGACAGUACCUGCAUGUUGUACGACAUCAGAGGAGGCCGCAUAGUCCAGACAUACUGUCCCCACAGCAGUGACAUCCGCUCAGUGCGCUUCUCACCCGGAGCCCAUCAUCUCCUCACUGGAUCCUACGACAACAAAAUCAUCAUCAGUGACUUGCAAGGUGACCUCACAAAGCCACUCCCUCAGACAGUGGCAGGGGAACACUGGGACAAGGUGAUCCAGUGUAGGUGGCACCCCCAUGACCGAACCUUCCUGUCCUCCUCUGCGGAUCGAACUGUGGUCCUAUGGGCACCAAGCUCCUGA